Messenger RNA from Caenorhabditis bovis, 822 nucleotides. The record is from the annotation of a GenBank genome assembly. NCBI's taxonomy places the organism in Eukaryota, Metazoa, Nematoda, Chromadorea, Rhabditida, Rhabditidae.
AUGGCUGGCAAUUUCGCGGGAAAAGUUGUCCUGGUGACAGGCUCGUCGAGCGGCAUUGGCCGAGCGGUCGCGGUGCUUCUCGCCCAACAAGGCGCUCAGGUCGUCGUCACCGGUCGAUCGCUCGACGGCGUCAUGGAAACGCGACGGCAAUGCGUCAACGCCGGCGCCCAUCCGGCCGACAUUUUCACGAUCACCGGCGAUUUGACCGACGACGAUUUCGUCGGCGAUCUCAUUCGGAAGACGAUCGAGACGUUCGGAAAAUUGAAUAUUCUGGUGGACGCGACGGGAAAAGACGGUUGGGAGAUGUCGGUGGACGUCAUGGAUCGAUCGAUUCGGACCAAUUUUAGAUCGGUGCUGGUGAUCACGCAAAAAGCGUUUCCGCACUUGGAGAAAACCAAAGGCGACAUUGUGAAUGUGUCGACGUUUCUGGCGGUGCCGCCGGUUGGGAUUCGCUCGAUGCCCUAUUAUGGUGUGCCGAAAGCGGCGCUCGAUCAUAUGACACGAUCGAUGGCGCACGAGUACGCGCUGAAAGGCGUCCGCGUGAACAGCGUCAAUCCGGGUCUCGUGCCGACCUCGUUCUUCUCGCGUCUCGGAUUCGGCGACGAGAAGACGCGCAAAAUGGAGGAGUAUAUUGCGAGCCGACGCGAUUUUGUGCCGUUCGGACGCAUCGCCACGUCGGAGGACAUCGCCGAGACCGUCGCUUUUCUCGCUGACAGAAAACGCUCGCAAUGCAUCAUCGGCCAAUUAAUCAUCGUCGACGGCGGUUCGCGUUUGUGCUGCAACAUCGACAUGUCCGACUUCAAAGAGCAAAUGCAGAACUAA